Anisakis simplex (herring worm) is the source of this 318-nucleotide messenger RNA. The record is from the annotation of a GenBank genome assembly. NCBI's taxonomy places the organism in Eukaryota, Metazoa, Nematoda, Chromadorea, Rhabditida, Anisakidae.
GAGACGGCAGUUGAUGAGAUGUAUCUGAGUGAAUUGGAACCAUUUGUAAUUGAGUUGCCAGAUGACGUGGCAAAUGAAGAAGAAGAAGAACUCAUCGAGAAAAUGCGUUUACAUUCAGGUGUUAAAUAUUUACGUCUGCGACGACUGACUAAACCCAGAGAUCAUGUGGUUGUAUCUGCUGUCGGUACAAUGGAAUCGUUGCAUCGACUACGUGCACUCGUAGCCGUUAAACCAUCACUGAACUCAUUCAACAACACCAAAAAACGUUCCGAAAUGGUCUCAAGACUCGUUUAUGAACGUAUCUCAGCACUUGUCUAA